Letharia lupina is the source of this 870-nucleotide messenger RNA. RefSeq lists its product as uncharacterized. The record is from RefSeq and is a predicted model, not a curated record. Lineage: Eukaryota; Fungi; Ascomycota; Lecanoromycetes; Lecanorales; Parmeliaceae. The transcript has a single exon. Bases 1 to 870 code for a protein of 289 amino acids.
AUGGACCCCGAAACCUCCUCAUUCAAGUCACCUAUCCGUCAGCUUACGGACAACAACUACUCUGAAUGGCUUAUCGAUAUCAAGGCCCUUCUUAGAGGUAAAAAGCUCUGGAACUACACUCAAGAGGCCCCGGAUUCCGAUAAAUCAGUCACGGCCCAAGCCAAAUGGCGUAAUUCAGCAAUGGAGGCUGCAGACCUCAUUACCCCUACCAUAAGUGGCCCCGUCAAACAGAAACUUCAGGCUAACGCUUUUGACGAUGGCUACCUUAUGAUGAACUCUUUGGCCAAUAUCUAUGCCCCGAAAGGGGACGCCGAAUUCAUGCGAUUGACCCGGGAGUACUACUCGCUCCGGUACGAAGAUUUCGACUCCAUGACUCACUAUCUUACCCACAUCAAGACGCUGGAGGAACGUAUUCGAGGGACCAAUGUGGUUCUUGACGAUGAUAAACAGACUCUUCUCUGUCUCGGCAUGACUCUCCCAGAAGGAUUUCAGUAUUUCACCAAAAUUUGGGCUAUGACGCCGGGGAUGACUGCCGAUAAAGCGAGGAAUAUGCUGCUAGAGGAGGAGAGACGUCAAAAGACCCUGGAUAUAGGCACUGUGGGCACUGGGGGAGUAGGGCUAGUUGCAAUAACCAGGCAUCCGAGUAAGAGGACUCCUAGCGGAAAGGCUAUCGUCAACGAUGUGGUAUGUCCUCGCUGUGGGAAGGGUCACGAAGCGGAUAUUUGUUGGAAGUUGCACCCGGAAUUGGCCCCGGAAUGGCUGCAAGAAAGGUGGACCAUUGAGAAGAGAUCUCGGAAGCGGAAAUGGGAUGAGUUACAGCAGCAGGAUCAAGAGGCACCAGGUGAAGAAGGAGCGUUUAUUAACUUGUGA